AUGUGCACCAGAGCAAAGUGUAACAUCAGGAAAGAGACAAAAGUACUUCUCCUUCGGCUCUUUUUAUCGAUAUUCUACAUGCACGGAGGGGGGCUUCUUUUCAUGGCGAUAGAACAGGAACCUGCAAAAAAGGAGAGCGAUAAUAUCCUUAGAAAGGUUGAAAUUUUGAAGAAAAAUGUUACAACUAAAUUCAACAUGACCGAAGGACAGUUUGUAGAACUUGCCACGAUGUUGCAGCUGUUGAAUUGUUCCAGGAUACCACAGUGGAAUUAUGACGAAGCAGUAAGCUUUACAAUGCAACUUCUUACUACGAUCGGUAAGCAUAUGAAUUGAGAAACGAUGAAUCAACUUUGUGUUCUUUGUCUCUGCAGGGAUGCCUUAAUUAAGGUGUUUCUAUACAGUUUUUCAGAGGCCAUACCGAUAUUUUUCAAUCGCCUUAAAAGUGGUUUCUUUCCUUGUCCGAUCGCUAUAAAAUUUUCACCAGUAAUUGGCUAUGGAUUGAAAUUUUUGAAAAUGCAGUUUUAAGUAAAAUCGAUAUUACUAUGACAACAAUAAACAAAAAACUUUUAAAUUGAUCAAAGCCGAAUUUUGUGUGAUCUAGACCUGCUACUGAAAAUCCAACACUAGGAACUUAAAGUUUGAUGUUUAGCAAACAAUCUCCGUAAGAAGUAAAAAAUUCUGUAUGUUUGAAUUCGACUAAAACGUCAAACCUUAAAUUUUCAAUAGUCGUGAUAAAUUAUUUAAUAAAAACGUUAGAAAUGACUCAAACUAUUCUUAAGUAGCGUCAGAAUGCUGCGUAAUACCAUAUUUUGAUGCUAGGAAAUUUUGGUGUACUUUCGUUCUUCCGAUCGUGAAAACUACAACAUUCACUGUUUUGACAUUAUGCUAAUUUUUCCAAAAUAAUGCGCAGUAUACAUACCUCCAUGACUAGUACAUUUUAGUGUGAAUUUAUGGCAUCUUUUGAAUGUAAAACAUUGACAAUAUUCACACUGACAUGUACUAGUCAUGGAUAUAUGUAUUGUCCGCAUUUAUUCGGAAAUAUUAGCAUAACGUCAAAACAGUGAGUGUUAUUACUCAGAUUUUUGACCGGUUCGUAGGAAAGGUUUGUCUUGAAAUUUUAUGGUGUUGCAGUGAAUCAAUCUUAAUGAAAGUUUCAGACACUUUUAUAUACAUUGUCAAGAUUAUGUGAAGAGAUUUAAAAAAAAAAUUCGUUCGAGUCGUUUCGGAGAUAUACAAGAAAGCACUAAAAGUCCAAAUUCUGAAUGAAGUUGCACUUAUACAGGUGGUGAGAAAACAGGUUAGUUUUCAAGAUCGCAAGAACGAAAGUACACCAAAACCUCUUAGCAUCAAAACAUGUCAAAACAUGAUAUUAUGCAGCAUUCUAACGCUACUUAAGAAUAAUAUGAGUCAAUUAUAACGUUUUUAUUAAAUAAUCUAUCACGGCUAUUGAAAAUUUAAGGUUUGAAAUAUAUUUUUGUUUUAGUCGAAUUUAAACAUACAGAAUUUUUUACUUCUUACGGAGAUUGCUUGCUAAACACCAAACUUUAAGUUCCCAUGUUGGAGUCUCAGUAGCAGGUCUAGAUCACACAAAAUGCGGCUUUUAUAAAUUUCAAAGUUUUUUGUUUAAUGUUGUCAUAGUAAUAUCGAUUUUACUUAAAAUUCAAUCCAUAGCCAAUUACUGAUGAAAAUUUUAUGGCGAAGGUGAAAACCACUUUUAAGGCGAUUGAAAAAUAUCGGUAUGGCCUAUGAAAAACUGUAUCAAAACAUCUUCAGCGGUGUUACGUUUUUGAAUUCAGAAACUUUACAGGUGUUGUUUCACCAACAAAGCCUCUUGUUCAAAGCAAAAUACAAAGGUGCCACUAUUCAGCGAUAUAAAACUGUUCUAGUAAGGCCUUAAACUGCUGUUUAAAAAAGUAAAAUCCAAAAUCCAAGCUUUCGCCGAUCACCAGCAUGAUAAGGGAAAAGAGUUUUCUACGUUUAGAGUGCUAACCCCCUUUCUUUUCAAGGUCUCAAUACGUUGUUUGUUCUCCGAAAUUGCCCUUUUCACCAAGUGAUUAACUAAAUCCUGGAAAAAAGUAUUGGAAAGGAGAGGAUAGGGGAGGCAGAACUCCAAGCAGUUUUCGAAAAGGUUGCACUGUUUUAUGAGGGCACCCAGAAAUCGCAGAAAAUUAUGAUUACUGCACUACUGCCGACAGGACUCCUUUCACGUCAUCCUAAAGUAGCACGAGUUUACGACAGUUGUGAAAUCUGUAUUAAUUUUGUCCUAUAGAAUCGUCGUUAUCAGUCUGGGAAGUUUAGGAGGGUCUUGCCAUAAUAAUGAGGAUUUGGCCUAAAAUAGCUAAAGACAUUACAAAUGUACUGACGCUGAAAACGUCUUUUUCGUGACAUAUUUCAAUUUUACUCAUAUCCUUGUCUUAUGUUUAUUCCCAGGGUACGGAAAUAUUUCGCCGCGUACCUUUACAGGGCAAAUGGUCACCAUUGGGUAUGCCCUAUUUGGAAUACCCCUGAUUCUUCUUACUCUUAAAUCAUGUGGUUCAGGUUACAAUAGCCUUCUUAAAUGCCUCCUGACAAAGUUUGAAAAAUGUAUCCGAAAAAAUACCGAGAUAUCACAUUUGGAAUUGAAACUCUUGUUCCUCAACUUCUUCGCCUUAGUCACUGUAAUCUUCAUAGCAGCCACCGUAUCAAUAUACAAGGAUGGGUGGAACAUUUGGCAAGGAAUAUACGUUUGGUUUAUUACGUUUACAACAGUGGGCUUUGGAGAUUUCAUUCCAAAUCACAUGACUACGUCUGAUCAGCCAAACGGUCUUCUUAUAGCUGGAUUGUGUUUCAUGUCGGCGGUUGUUGAUGCUCUGGUGGCGUGGGUUGAAAGACUUAAUCGUUGCCAGCAAAAUUGUUGUCUCUCACAGAAUAAC
Messenger RNA from Porites evermanni, 2912 nucleotides. The record is from the annotation of a GenBank genome assembly. Lineage: Eukaryota; Metazoa; Cnidaria; Anthozoa; Scleractinia; Poritidae.